UAGCGGUAGGUUUAUUGUAUAUUUGUCGUUUACUCUCAACUUGCCUUUACAGGUAUAGGGUAUAUAAGCAUCAAAAUGAACACAACCGCAUUAGGUUUGGACACCCCAGUUCAAUUAUCAUGUUGGCCAAGCAUACUAACAAGUUCAACGACCGAUAAAAGGACGAGUGAGAUCAUUGCUAUCGUGUUUCUAGCAGUUGUGGCUUCAUUAAACUUUGCCUGCAGUUUGGGAUGUAUUGUAGUAGUCGCCGCUACUCCAAAAUUACACAAAACGGCUUGGUUUUUAAGAGCAUCAAUGGCGGCAAAGGAUUUGGUGCUCAGCUCGACAAUGACUGGUUUUGCUUUGUGGAAUAUUCUAGUACAGAAAGAAGUCACUGACACUCGAAAGAUGAACCCGAUUAUAUUCAUAUGCAGUGUGGUAUACAUCACAUGUUUUGCUGCCUCUUUCGUGCACAUCAUGAUUUUAAGCUUCGAUAGACACCAAGUUAUAGCAAGACCAUUUAGGUAUGAAUGAAUGAGGGUAAUAUAUGACAUGUAAUUUAGAAAACCUGUAAGUAGCCACUUGGAUAGAGAAACUGCCGUUAAGCGUCGUGC
This is a messenger RNA of Ciona intestinalis (vase tunicate), 593 nucleotides long. The record is from RefSeq and is a predicted model, not a curated record. Lineage: Eukaryota; Metazoa; Chordata; Ascidiacea; Phlebobranchia; Cionidae.